UUCCUUUGUAUCAAUGCGCGGAACGAAAUAGUGGACAAUGCAUUCACGCUCCGCCACAUCAAUAAUGACAGUGGCUCAUGACCACUAGUUGCUUCCGCAAAUGUACGGUUAAUGAGAUCCACAAUCACACAUCGGUCCACAACGAGCGUCUGUCCACAAUUCAAAGUGUCUGUCUACAAUGCCACUUGCACCUCCAGGAAUCCGUAUAAAUAUCAAUACAAAUGCCUACCCAGCAUCAUCACCCUCAAGGAUAUUCCGCAUUCACCUCAGACAAAAUCAACUUAUACCCCUCGCUUAUAUUCCUCCACAAUCAGUCAUUUCAAAAUGGCUGUCAUAAAGACCUAUGUUUGCUCUGCUCAAACUGACUGUAACAAAACCUUUACUAAAUAUAAUGACCUCAAGAAACAUGAGGCCGCACAUUCACCCAAUGCCCACAUAUGUCGUGUUCCCGGCUGUGACUUUGCGACUUUGUCCAAACCCAGCUUCGAAAUCCAUUCCGACAGGCACACCGGUGAACAGCGUUACAGAUGUCCGCACGGUUGUGGCUAUAAGACCCACAACCCUGCCGCACUGACUCGCCACCGCAAGAUAGAGCAUGGGCACCUCCCUCUUUCUCGCGCCGCACGCGGCGGCGGUCAUACUGUUGCCGCAUCCGCAUCACACAUGACCGCAUCGACUGCAUCCCAGCCGCAGCCGCAGCCGCAGCCGCAGCUUCAGCCCCAGCCUCAGCCUCAGCCUCAGCCCCAGCCCCAGCUCCUGCCGCAGCUUCAGUUUCAGUUCCAGGCUCAGCCCCAGCCACAGCCACAGCCCCCUCAGCAAAACAACUUCAAUAACAUGUUGGGGGCCUUUUACGGCGGGCCCGCGAGGCCGGCCCCCAAUCCGUGGCAGCCCCCCGCCCCAGCUUAUUCCUACCAAUAUCACCCAUCGGUAGGAUACUUCUAUGGCCCGACAUAUCCCCAGAACGGCUAUGGCGGGCUCGCGAACGCUGGCAAUGGGUUGAAUGCGGGCUACAUGUACCCCGGAUACAUGCAGGGGCCCCCUAACUAGAUGCUGGGGCGUGAUUAGUUUGCGUGAACUCAAUAAUCUCAAUCACGCAAAUGUUGUCAAGGACUUGGUUUCCCGCAGGAACGUUCGAAACUGGGUAAAGUCAUGAACAGGACAAUGAAGAAGAUAAUACACAGCCUUAUGUUGGUUGUGGAAAAGUGGCGAAGAAUAUUGUAAUAUGUAUUACAUCUGCGAGUCAGAUUUAUAUUGAUUUAUGUAAAUGGUGUCGUGUAAAAUUAUGUUAUCAUUUUGUAAAGUCAUAAUAAAAACCACGUUGACUUCCACGUUUUUACUAA
Molecule: messenger RNA, 1340 nt
Organism: Suillus discolor
Lineage: Eukaryota; Fungi; Basidiomycota; Agaricomycetes; Boletales; Suillaceae
Exons: 4
Coding region: 112-1047 (311 amino acids)
Biological process (GO): regulation of transcription by RNA polymerase II
Cellular component (GO): nucleus
Source: RefSeq, a predicted model, not a curated record